This is a messenger RNA of Thlaspi arvense, 942 nucleotides long. The record is from the annotation of a GenBank genome assembly. NCBI's taxonomy places the organism in Eukaryota, Viridiplantae, Streptophyta, Magnoliopsida, Brassicales, Brassicaceae.
AUGCCGUUUCAUGUGAAAAUCCAACCGAUCGACUCCGAUGUAUCGGAAGAUCUGCCUUUCCCGGAGAAUAUGAAGCAAAUGCCAAAAUCGCGGCUGAAGCGUCUCUUCGAGCGUCAGUUCACUAUUAAGAACACCUCAGAGAAAUUUGCCGGCGGCGAAUUGGAGGCGCCGCUUUCGAGAGGCAACUCGGGGGAUUUCGAGCCGAGCUCGGUCUGCUUGGCGAAGAUGGUUCUAAACUUCAUCGAGGAUAAUAACAACGGCGAGAAACAGCGGUGUGGCCGUCGCCGAUGCAGCUGCUUUACCGGGAGUGGCACGGAGAGCUCUGACGAUGAAUCUGAAUGGUACGACGGCCCGAAAUGUUAUUCCGGCGAAGCUUGUGAAACCCUCAAGAGUUUGGUCCUCUGUACGAGCGUCCGUGAGAGGAAUUUGCUGGACGACGCGACAAAGAUUGUGGAAACAAGUAAGAAUUGCAAAGGCAAAGACGAAUCUUGCUUGAAAAUUGUGGUUAAUGGAUUGGUGAGCUUAGGCUACGAUGCGGCUCUGUGCAGAUCUCGCUGGGAGAAAUCACCUUCUUGUCCUGCUGGGGAACAUGAGUAUGUGGAUGUGAUCAUCGAAGGUGAAAGAAUGUUGAUCGACAUUGAUUUCAAAUCGAAGUUCGAGAUUGCUCGUGCAACAAAGACCUACAAGUCGAUCCUGCAGACUCUUCCUUACAUCUUUGUGGGGAAAGCGGAUCGGUUGCAGAGAAUCAUCAUGCUUGUAUCUAAAGCCGCAAAGCAGAGCUUGAAGAAGAAAGGACUUCAUGUGCCGCCAUGGAGGAGAGCCGAGUAUGUGAAAUCGAAGUGGAUGUCUCCUUAUGUUCGUGCAAAUGAAGAAGACAAGCAGGAGCAAGUAGAUAUGUUAACUAAAUCGGUGGGUUCCAUAGUCUUCGGUGUUUCAAGAUAG